Molecule: messenger RNA, 1761 nt
Organism: Sinocyclocheilus grahami
Lineage: Eukaryota; Metazoa; Chordata; Actinopteri; Cypriniformes; Cyprinidae
Gene: zfta
Product: zinc finger translocation associated
Exons: 3
Coding region: 321-1760 (479 amino acids)
Biological process (GO): negative regulation of DNA-templated transcription
Source: RefSeq, a predicted model, not a curated record
CUCGGCUCUCCACCCUGAAGACAAGCAGAACAUCUAAAUACAAACAGGAGACCGCUUAAAGUCACCGACCAUUUGACAGAUCUGCACUCCAACUUCGAUCUAAAUGCGACUUGUAUGGUCUCGUAAAGUUAAGUUUACUUAAAGCAAACAGCGGUGAGGCUCCAGUGCAGAGACAGACACUGCACACACUGUGAUGGGCGAGUGCGCGUUUCAGAUAUUUAGUCAACCACCCGACGAAUGCAUCUACGAAAUCCUCCGGUUGUGACAUUUCCACGUACUAAAGGUGCGAAUCCUGUACGUUAAAAUCACAUAACACAGGUAUGGAUGAAGCGGAGUCCAAAGAGUCGGUGCACAAAGCUGAGAAGACAGAAUCUCGCUCAUUAAUAAUAAAAGCUGAGGAAGAGGCGGCGACACCGCAGCGGGGACACUUGGGGGACCUCUCAGCAGGUCAAGAGGGCAUGACCAAUGGUCUCACAUCUCAUAACAGCCAGGACGUUCCCGUCACCUCUGUAUGCUCCCCAGGCACCAGUUACUGGUGUGUCUCUGAGAACGCAGACUCUCCUUUCCUUCUGUCUCCAAUCCCAGGACCAUCUACAAAAGACCCUCCUCCAUCAAAGCACACACCUGGCCGAGACCACCGGCGCUAUUACCAUGAGUACUGGCGCAGCGAAUACCUCAUGGACUUCGACCCACAGAGACAAGGGAUGAUCUGCAUGGUGUGUGGCAGUUCACUGGCCACCCUGAAGUUAAGCACCAUCAAGAGGCACAUCAAUCAGAAGCAUCCGUACUCGCUGCUGUGGACCGAGUCCGAUAAAGAUGUGAUCCGGUCGGGAUGGGAGAGUCAUCUGAAUCGAGAAAACAGCCAGCCGUUAUGUCCCGAAAUAAACAUACAUGGUUCAGCCUCAUUUAUUCCUCUGAAUGUGGAUCCCAUUCAAGAAAACUUGAUGAACUACACAAGAGGAGAUGAGAAUCCACCAGACACUGGCCAGAGAUCCCAGUCCUUACCUUACUAUCCCAGAAAGAGAAGACUAAAAUACGGCAGCCCCUGGCGUCUCCGCCUGGAUUAUUUAGUGGCGUACGGUCCUCCGGAAAACCCGCUCUGCUACUGUAUGGUGUGUUCUGAACACCUGCCUGUGCCGAGGGUCAGCAACUUCCGCAAGCACAUCCAGGAGUGCCAUCCGGAGAUGAGUAGCCUCAGCCGAAGUGAGAGAGAUGCCGUGGUCAGCGCCUGGAUAAAAGAGGAGAAAAUCGACAAGGCUACACCGAAAGAGGAUGACCCACAAAGUGGCCCUGUCACUACAAACGCUGCUGGUGGCAUGCAGGUGUCUCCUGUGAAAUCCACAGAGCAAGGAGUUGAAACAGAAGACAAUAAUAGCACAAAUAUCACACCAUCAACGCAGAUGCCUGGGCGGCACAGGCACUACCCGGGGAAGGACCAGCGGCGCAAUUACCAGGCCCGCUGGAAGAUGGACUUCCUGAUGGACUACGACUGCAGGAAGCAUGGAUUGAUCUGCAUGGUGUGUGGUGCUACGCUCGCAACGCUAAAGGUCAGCACCAUCAAGAGACACAUCCUACAAGUGCACCCUCAUUCGCUGGACUACAACCCAGAGGAGAGGCAGCUGGUCCUGCUUUGCUACAACCAGAUCUCAGUGCACUUUCAUUCGGACGACUGUUUUUCGGGUUCGAACCACGGCCAUAAAGAGCAUGCUAACGGCAAUGCUUAUAUGAAUACCGAAUGCACUACGAGCCAGAGCACUUAAU